This is a messenger RNA of Hippocampus comes (tiger tail seahorse), 946 nucleotides long. RefSeq names its product mannose-P-dolichol utilization defect 1 protein-like. Lineage: Eukaryota; Metazoa; Chordata; Actinopteri; Syngnathiformes; Syngnathidae. The transcript is spliced from 7 exons. Bases 36 to 818 code for a protein of 260 amino acids. Gene Ontology annotation, biological process: oligosaccharide biosynthetic process. The record is from RefSeq and is a predicted model, not a curated record.
UGCAAUUGCAGACUGCUGACCGCUAACAACGUCCGAUGAUGCAGAUCAUGUGCCACCGAAGGUCGGAUUGUUUGAUUUCCAAGACACUUCAUCUGGGUCCUUUCAAUGUGGAGAAUCAGUCACAUAAAUACGUCUAUGUAUCGAUUUUACAAGCAUGUUUUCAUCAAAUCCCUGAACAUCGAAUAGUGCCAUGUUUGACGUUAGUCCUCAACAAAAUCAUCGGACUGUGGCUUGUUUUGAACGUAGUUUUUGCUCAGCUCCUGCAGCUGCUCAAGAUUCUAUGGAGACGGAAUGCGGAGGGCGUGAAUUCAGCUUCCAUCCUGCUGCAACUUUACGCCUCGUCUGGACCUGUCCUGUUCGCCAUGACCCACAACUUCCCUCUUCUUGCCUGGGGUGAGAGGCUUUUCUUGACCAUCCAGACCACAAUGAUUCUCUUCCUCAUCCUGCAUUAUCGGGGAGACACUUUUAGAGGUAUUUUGUUUGUGUUGGCUUAUGGUGGUUUAAUAGUCCUCAUGGGAUCUUAUGCACCUGCGCAAGUUAUCUCGGCAAUGCAGUCUUCCAGUUUGGCAGCAAUAAUUGCAAGCAAGAUUCUUCAGGCAGGAACUAACUAUAGGAAUGGCCACACGGGUCAGCUGUCAUCUGCGUCUGUAUUGUUAUCCUGUGCAGCCUCCUUGGGUCUCAUCUUUGUUUCACUGCAGGACACGGGGAAGUCUCUUGCCACAGCUAGCUACCUCAUGUCGGCCUGCUUCAGCUGCAUCUUGCUGGCUCAGGUCCUUUGCUAUGGGAACAAUACUGACGGUGCAAAAAAAGAAAAUUAAGUAAAAACAGAGGACAGAAAAAAACAGACUGGGUUUUGAUGCUUGAAUGAACAACAUGUAUGUGUGACUUACAGAUUUCCAUGAUGAGCUGCUAUUUAUAAUGAACAUUAAAGGUACACUGUGUUGAA